This is a messenger RNA of Macrobrachium nipponense, 1021 nucleotides long. Its product is annotated as copper homeostasis protein cutC homolog. NCBI's taxonomy places the organism in Eukaryota, Metazoa, Arthropoda, Malacostraca, Decapoda, Palaemonidae. The transcript is spliced from 6 exons. The record is from RefSeq and is a predicted model, not a curated record. Bases 128 to 946 code for a protein of 272 amino acids. Gene Ontology annotation, molecular function: copper ion binding.
GAAAUUUCUUGGGCUAUAGAGGAAGGGAGAAGUGGUUAAGUCCUCUAUGUUUGGAAACUUCCCUUAAAUUUCUGGGACAUCAAAUUUAGGGGCUCACUGUAUGAACCAGUUUUCAUCACACUAACUAAUGGGAAUACAGGAGGAAUGGUCGUCCAUUUUUGUACUGGAAUUGGAGUGCCUGCUGCAUAUGUACAAAUGGCUAAGAAUGGCUCCCAAGAAGCUAGAGGUGUGUAUUGAUUCUUUAGAAUCAGCCAUAGCAGCAGUUGAGGGCGGAGCAGACCGUCUUGAAUUAUGUGCUGCCCUAUCUGAAGGAGGUCUGACGCCAACAUUAGGACUUUUAACUGUUGUGAAGAAGGUCAUUGCACCAAGAUCUGUUGAUGUGUUUUGCAUGGUUCGUCCUCGUGGGGGACCUAUGACUUUCUCACAAGAAGAAAAAGAAAUUAUUAUAAGUGACACUAAAGCUCUGGUAAAAGCUGGUGCAGAUGGCAUAGUUUUUGGUGCUCUCAAGUCUGAUCAAACAAUUGAUGUGGAACUCUCUAGAUCUGUGCAAGAGGCUGCUGAUGGCCUUCCAUGCACAUUUCAUAGGGCUUUUGAUCUUAUCCCUGAUCAGUUGGCUGGACUUGAAACAGUGAUAAAUUUAGGAUAUAAACGAAUUCUCACGAGUGGAGGACAGGCCAGUGCUGUAGAAGGCUCAGAAAAUAUUGCUCAACUAGUGGCUGCAUCAAAGGGCCGUAUAUCAGUCAUGGCGGGAGCUGGAAUCAAGUCUAGCAAUGUAACUUUGCUUUCAUCAGUGACCAAUGCUCAAGAGUUUCAUGCAUCAGCAAGAAUCCAGAGAACUGUCGGCUCAUCAGACAAGUGUGGACCAAAGAUGGGUUUGAAUGAUGACUGCAUAAUCUGGGUGACUUGCAAAGAGGAAGUGGAAAAAAUUAAGGAAGCUUUAAAUUGAAUCAAAUAUCAGCCAUCUUUCCAUACGUCCAUAGCAGUAGUUCCUGUUGAAACUUAAAUACAUCACUAUUUUGUC